AUGGAUAAGACCCAUCUUUCGAGCACUAAUGACAUCAUAAUGACAAGCUCCACAGGCUCCUACCAGCAAGAACCCCUGACACCACCCAGAUCCGCCCAUCUCCACUCCUCAUCCUCCUCUUUAUCUUCUCCCUCGCCGUCCUCAUCCUCCCCACCCAUGAAGCCUAACCAAGUUGGCCAGGUCAUCCUGUAUGGCGUUCCCAUCGUAUCGCUGGUUAUCGAUCACAACGAGAGACUAUGCCUGGCUCAGAUUUCCAACACACUCCUGAAGAACUAUAGUUAUAAUGAGAUUCACAAUCGGCGCGUGGCGCUGGGCAUCACCUGCGUCCAGUGCACUCCGGUUCAGUUGGAGAUCCUCCGUCGGGCCGGCGCCAUGCCCAUCUCAUCGCGGCGUUGUGGUAUGAUCACCAAGCGUGAAGCCGAGCGCCUCUGCAAGUCCUUCCUGGGAGAGAACGCACCGCCGAAACUGCCCGACAACUUCUCCUUCGAUGUGACACAUGAGUGUGCCUGGGGUAGCCGAGGUAACUUCAUCCCGGCACGCUACAACAGCUCCAGGGCAAAAUGCAUCAAGUGCUCCCUUUGCAACAUGUACUUCUCCCCGAAUAAGUUCAUUUUCCAUUCCCACCGCACGCCGGAAGCCAAGUACACCCAGCCCGACGCCGCCAACUUCAACUCCUGGCGUCGACACCUCAAACUCUCUGACAAAAUCCCAGCUGAUGAGUUAAUCUUCGCAUGGGAAGACGUCAAAGCUAUGUUCAACGGAGGGAGCCGGAAAAGAGCGCUGCCGUCUUCGUCCCAUUGUUCCUCCAUGGGGCCCAUGAAGAAUCUCGCAGGUUCCGUUCACAUGAUGGGGUCUGACCUGGGUGCUCAGAAGAGAUCCCGCUUUGACGACGAUGAUGAUCUGGAUGGAGGCAAUUUGUCUCCCCGUAAGACCUCACGUAGCUACCCUGUCAUCCCAGUCCCGAGCAAAGGCUUCGGCAUGCUGCAGAAGUUCCCUCCCACGUCGCUCUUCCCUUCGCCUUACCCCUUCCCAGCAUUUGGUCUCUGCCAGCAGAAAAAAGAUGACAGUGAUGUUUCAGGUGUGCAGAAAGGAUCAGGGUUGUCAGGUCUGUUAUGGCCCGGCCGCAAAGACACUUUUUAUCCUCCUUUCUGCAUGUUUUGGCCACCAAGAGCGGCGGGAGGAAUCCCUGUCCCUACUUACCUCCAGCCUCAGCCCAGCGCCCUCUCCUCCCUGGCAGACAACCCCUCUCUCAGGCAGGCCUUUUUGGAUCUCUCAGACCACAGCGAACCUGGAGUAGUUGGCAACGGAAAUAGUGUCAGUGCAACCAUGGCCCCCGGGACUGCCACAGCCAGACCCGGGCUGUUUGACCCAGAGUGUACAACAGUAACCCCUGACCUCCGCCCUGUGACCUCAGAAGGCUGGCUCAAACUUCUGGACACCCCAGCCCUCCAAAGCAGGAAGCCCAGCUACGGCUCAGCCUUCAGGCCCGUCAUUAAGGACGCCGAGAGCAUCGCUAAGCUCCACAGCAACGGGGGAACAGAUGAGGACUUUGUAGUGGCCAGGUCUGAACGCCACCAGCGGCUUUCGCCCAGCAGCAGCUGUAGUUACGGAAGUGAAAGUGGAGGCGAUGUAGAGGCGGAGGGAGUGGAGAGUGAGGAGGAGGGGGAAGUGGAUGUGGAGUCGUCAAAGCAGGAAGACGAGGAGGAGGAAGGGGGCUUCACAAGCAGGCUGCCACAGACUCAAACCAACCUGUACCACCCUGCGCUAAGCGACAGCCAUGGAGAGGAGAGGGGGAAGGAGAGAGGGAGUGGCGCUGUGUACACCAGCACCUCCCCUCCCUCCUCCUCAGACCCCAUUCGGCAGGGGUCCCCCAGCCUGCCAGCAUCCCCUUCAGCCAGCCUGCCUCUCUCCGGCUCCACCCCGCCUCACCGAGAGGACCCUGCUUACAAAAACGUCCACAAAAAUAGAGAUGAAGGACUACCUGUGUACGCGACCAAAGACAACUCCAGCAUUUCUGAUGAAAACAAAGAGCAGAGUAGUUUCUUUGUACCAGAGAGUGAGACAGCAGCGCCCGACUACUGGAGGGAAAGUUCAGGUGAUCAAAGCCGAGGUUCUGCCUCUCCUGUGGUGCAAAAGAAGGACGUGGAGAACAUGGAGAAAGAGGAGCUCCAGAAGGUUCUGCUGGAGCAGAUCGACUUCAGGAGGAGACUAGAGCAAGAGUUUCACGCUCUGAAGGGCACCUCACCAUUUCCUGUCUUCCAUAAUUUCCAAGACCAGAUGAAAAGAGAGCUCGCCUACAGAGAAGAGAUGGUCCAACAGUUACAGAUGAUUCCCUACGCAAACAUCAUCAGAAAAGAAAAGAUCAGCUCCCAUCUCAACAAAUAGCUAAAAGGCAGAAUCCCCAAUGAGAGGAAGACUGCCUGGAUUUCUGUGAAUGUCCCAAGAAGAAAAAAAACAGAGAAAUAUACGGGAGAGACCCAAACAGAAUACGACUGAAUAUAUUAUAUAAAUACAUUUCUUAAGUUCU
Molecule: messenger RNA, 2527 nt
Organism: Trematomus bernacchii (emerald rockcod)
Lineage: Eukaryota; Metazoa; Chordata; Actinopteri; Perciformes; Nototheniidae
Gene: skor2
Product: SKI family transcriptional corepressor 2
Exons: 8
Coding region: 1-2385 (794 amino acids)
Biological process (GO): negative regulation of transcription by RNA polymerase II; negative regulation of BMP signaling pathway
Cellular component (GO): transcription regulator complex; nucleus
Molecular function (GO): DNA-binding transcription factor activity, RNA polymerase II-specific; RNA polymerase II cis-regulatory region sequence-specific DNA binding; SMAD binding
Source: RefSeq, a predicted model, not a curated record